GCUAGCACUAGUGACGAAUGAAAGCGAAAUCUGCGCGAAUAAACGCACAUUUAAGUGUUUGUAACGUGUACACGUAUUACUUAGUGCUAGUAGACAGCAAUGAUGAUGUUGGGCACACAAAACACUGAAACAUGCUUGUCUAACACUGUACGGAAGAUGAUCUGCGAGGUGCUGGCUACUGGCGAUGCUUACGAUGUUCUCGCGCUUGACUUGACUGUGCAAUGGAAUAAAGUGGACUUUGAUAGUGGAAGUAUAUCAUCCUCAGAGGAAUGCCUUGCAAAGCUAAGAAGAUUGUCACCUGCAAUUAACUACAUAAUGCUGCAAUACUCACAGUGUGGUGCAGAGCAAGUUAAAACAUUUCCUGCCGAACAUCUGUCGUGGACACACAGAAAACAUAUAUUCGAUUCAUGUUUCCAAUACAUGCAGUUGCAUUCCAGUAGCUGUACUGCUUCACUUGUUAUACUUCUAGUAACAGCGACACUAGAAAACAGUCUUGGCAAUGUACUGCUUAUGAAAUGCAAGCAAGUGCCCUUCCUGCUCAAGGACAUUUUGGCAACAGAGGAGCUAUCUGAUAUAUUUGGAGCUAAUGUUAUGUCGUUCCUCCAAAUAUUGAUAGGACCUCCAACAUCAACAAAUCUCCGCAACAUCUUUUGGCACGGGUUUGUUAGACCUGAAGAAGUUGACGACAGGUUUGCAUAUCUGUUGAUAUGCAUGUGUCGGAGCUUAGGGAAGAAGCUAGCGGAGCAGGGGAUCCACGCAGGAGAUAUUCCAAUGCGCAAGCUGGUAAACCUUACAGAAGCGAGUUCUAAACUUCAGAAUUUUCAGAGCGUUGCAUUUGAUGCACAUAACUUUCUUGAGCUCAUAAAGUGCAGUGAACUGGUGCUCCCAGGAAGGGUAGCAUACUUCGACGAAUGUGUGAAACUGUACAGUAAUUCUUGUUAUGCCGAAAGCCUCGUUCUCUUACUUCCUCAAGUGGAAUGCAUCCUGAGGGUACUGUUCAUUCAGGCAAACAAAUGUCCACACAGGUUGCUAACCGCAGAGACGUCUACAUUCUACACGACGCUCGAUGAGAUCCUUGCAGAAUACGUUGAGCCAAAUAAGGAAAACCAGCUGGUGCAAGCACUAGGAAGCCCUGUAUUUGAAAUGUUCUUGGAUAUGUUCACAUAUCCCGAUGGUCCCCGAAUACGUGAUCGCGUUAGCCAUGGUGAGGCAGACCUUUCAAGUAUAAAUGACUUGCUAGUCAAACACGUGCUCUGUGCCAUUGGUUCUACAUGUGCCAUGUUUCUGCCCAAAUAUCAUCAUCUUUCAAAUGAGAAGUUUAUACACGAACUCAUACAAGUAUCCAGUUCUUCUCAGCCGCAGUACCAUCCUACUUCACUACUGAAGGAAAAGGUCUCCAGCACACUUUUUCAUAUCAUGUCCUGGAAAGAAUUUCCUCAGCCAGAUGACAGACCAGCACCGCAAACAUGCAUUAAUGAUGUUGAUAGCAGGAGUGAAAGCUUUGCUGCACUUCUACGAGAGGUAUUCAGCAUGCCUGAGCAUGUGGCCAACAACAACUGGAGGGAUUCUCUCAUCUUAGUGCUUAACGACAUCAAGGUUUCGACCUUGUUUAGAGCCAGAAGUGAACUGGAAUGCAUAACAGUCCUGGGCCAGAUAACUGGAGCAGUUCAUCAAACCAGCGAGCAAAUAUGUCACGCCCUGACCCACAAGCACGACAUGUGGAAGUCUCAUCAACUGCGAUCGAGGCAAAGAGUCAACUACAGUAGACUUUUACAAAGCGUGCCCUCACUGCGGAACAUGUUGUUUCUUGCCGUGUGUAUCGUUUGCUGUUGUCUGAAGAACAUCAACCACGUACCGUUGCUUCACCGAAGUUGUUCAGAACGGCUGAUGAGGUUCCUGAAGAUGUCUCUUAAAUGUUGCGAAAAUCUGAGGACACUCACCUCCACGACAAAGAACAGAUGGGAAGAAUCAACGAAGCUGUGUAUUGACUUCGUGCACUAUGCACCUGAUGUUGUGAGGGACAUUACUUUUAAAUGUGAAUAAAAAAUGAUCCGUCUUUCAAGUUA
Ornithodoros turicata is the source of this 2066-nucleotide messenger RNA. Its product is annotated as endoplasmic reticulum membrane-associated RNA degradation protein-like. The transcript has 16 exons. The record is from RefSeq and is a predicted model, not a curated record. The coding region runs from base 100 to 2043 and encodes 647 amino acids. Lineage: Eukaryota; Metazoa; Arthropoda; Arachnida; Ixodida; Argasidae.